AUGUGGUCACAGCAUCUGCCAGGCGUGUCUGAAGCAAUGGUGGCAGGAGAAUACAAACCAACAGUGUCCAGCUCAGCGGAACCAGAGGACAUCUGCAGUUUGCACAAGGAGGGUAACCUAAAGUUCGUGUGUGAACGAAUGAAGAAGAACGUCUCCUACAGUCCUGUGAUUCUGGACCCAAAUACAGCCAAUAAAGGACUCAGUCUCUCUGAAGAUCUGAGCAGUGUAACGUUCAAAGGUGUGGAACAGCAUCCGAAGAAUCCGGACAGAUUUGAUUCCUCCAAUGCUGUGCUCGGUUCUGCUCUGCACUCAGGAACACACAUUUGGGUUGAUGAGGUAGGAGACAACAAAGACUGGCAACUCGGGCUGGCGUUGGGGGACCCGAUGGUUGACAUCUCUCCUUGGACCAUUGGACUUCGAGAUGGACAAUAUCAACUGUUUACACCACAGUUAAAAAGUUGGAAUCUGCCCGCAAAACUGCAGAGGAUCAAAGUUGAAGUGGACACUUCCACAAAAUCACUUUCAUUCUUCGACUCGCUUACAAAAACUGAAUUAGGCACAAAACAAACAUUUGGGCUACAUUUGCUUGAGGGCAAGAAAAUGUAUCCUUACUUUUACACAAAAGACAAAAAGCCUCUGAAAAUACUACCACUUCCACCACUGGUUAAAAGUCAAAGUAGGCAUGUUGCCAGAGAUACUUUGCACCAAUGUUUGCUUUCAUGAUGCGA
Syngnathoides biaculeatus (alligator pipefish) is the source of this 728-nucleotide messenger RNA. RefSeq names its product butyrophilin subfamily 3 member A3-like. NCBI's taxonomy places the organism in Eukaryota, Metazoa, Chordata, Actinopteri, Syngnathiformes, Syngnathidae. The record is from RefSeq and is a predicted model, not a curated record. The coding region runs from base 1 to 723 and encodes 240 amino acids. The transcript is spliced from 2 exons.